Messenger RNA from Phodopus roborovskii (desert hamster), 546 nucleotides. Its product is annotated as C-C motif chemokine 8. Gene Ontology annotation, molecular function: CCR chemokine receptor binding; chemokine activity. Gene Ontology annotation, cellular component: extracellular region. NCBI's taxonomy places the organism in Eukaryota, Metazoa, Chordata, Mammalia, Rodentia, Cricetidae. The transcript is spliced from 3 exons. Gene Ontology annotation, biological process: inflammatory response; cellular response to tumor necrosis factor; cellular response to interleukin-1. The record is from RefSeq and is a predicted model, not a curated record. Bases 41 to 337 code for a protein of 98 amino acids.
AGAAGACUCUAGCCUUCACUUCAUAGUCUCUGCACUCAAAAUGAAGAUCUCCGCAAUGCUUCUGUGUCUAUUGUUCAUAGCUGUCACUGUCAGCCCAGCAGAGCUGGUUGAGUCAGAUGAAGCACCCCUUUCAAUUUCCUGCUGCUUUUCUGUAACCUUCAGAAAACUCCCCUUUGCGAUGCUGCAGAGCUACAGCAAAACCAGCACCCAGUGUGACAUGGCUGCCGUGAUCUUCAAGACCAAGCGGGGUAGAGAGAUCUGUGCAGACCCCACUCAGAAGUGGGUCAGUAAAUACAUGAAGCUCCUGGACCAGAAGUCUCAAACUCUACAGGCUUAACCCUUCACACCUGGGCUGAGAGGCAAUCAGAGCCUGAAGUUCUCCCCUAACUUAUCCAGUCAUGGAAAUGUUACAUGAAGAUGGUGUCUGGUCUGGGUGUUCCCUUAUCCUUGUCUCUUACCUGAGAUAAUUCUGAUUAUUUCAGAAUUAUUCAGAAUUCAUCCUAUCUGAAUAUCUGAAAUAAAAGCUCAUAUAGGUUUGCAAAUGUA